Molecule: messenger RNA, 1026 nt
Organism: Populus euphratica (Euphrates poplar)
Lineage: Eukaryota; Viridiplantae; Streptophyta; Magnoliopsida; Malpighiales; Salicaceae
Product: G-type lectin S-receptor-like serine/threonine-protein kinase At1g11300
Exons: 2
Coding region: 1-1026 (341 amino acids)
Biological process (GO): recognition of pollen
Molecular function (GO): protein serine/threonine kinase activity
Source: RefSeq, a predicted model, not a curated record
AUGGAAAUUGGCAGCUGCAACUUCAUGGCAGCUCUUCGUCUCUUACUAUGUUGUUUCUGUUGGCAACUUGGUGCUGCCGUAGAUACCAUAACAUCAUCUCAAUACAUCAAAGAUCCUGAAGAUGUAGUUUCUGCUGGAAAUAAGUUCAAACUUGGAUUUUUUAGCCCUGGUAAUUCAACAAACCGGUAUGUAGGCAUAUGGUACAAUAAUAUUUCUGUUACAACUCCAGUCUGGAUAGCUAACAGAAACAAGCCACUCAAUGAUUCUUCUGGGAUUAUGACAAUAUCUGAAGAUGGAAAUCUUAUAGUUUUGGACGGUCGGAAAGAGAUUCUUUGGUCGUCAAAUGUUUCAAAUGGGGUCAGUAACUCAAGUGCACAGCUUACGGAUGAUGGAAACGUAAUCCUGAGAGGGGGCGAAAUUGGAAACAGCUUAUGGCAGAGUUUCCAGGAACCAUCUGAUACUUUCAUGCCGAAGAUGAGACUUACUGCUAAUAGAAGAACGGGUAAGAAGACGCAAAUAACAUCAUGGAAAAGCCCUUCUGAUCCAUCUGUUGGAAGCUUUUCUUCUGGUAUUGAACCCUCAAGCAUUCCUGAGGUUUUCGUUUGGAAUGAUAGCCGUCCAUUCUGGCGGAGUGGUCCAUGGAAUGGUCAAGCCUUUAUAGGAAUUCCAGAAAUGAAUUCAGUUUAUCUUAAUGGGUAUAAUCUUGUACAAGAUGGAGAUGGAAAUUUUUCACUAAGCGUUGGGCUGGCCACUGAAUCUUAUAUCACCAAUUUUGCUUUGAGUUAUGAUGGAAGAUUUGGAGAAAUGUAUUGGGAUUCUGCCAAUGGGAUCAAAGAAUUGGCAAAAGAUAGACCGGCCGUGUCAACUAUCACUUCCAUGCUAAAUAGUGAAAUUGUGGAUCUUCCUCCUCCAAAGAAACCAGCAUUUGUUGAAAGGCAGAGUUCCGUGGAUACAGAGUCCAUUACACAGAACCAAAAGAUAAAUUCCAUUAACAAUGUGACGAUUUCUGAUCUUAACGGCCGAUAG